AUGUCUGCUACUCCAAACUUUAAAGUUUCCUCAGAAACUGCUCGUAACUACGAAUCAGAAUACUCCGCCCAUAACUACCACCCAUUGCCAGUGGUUUUCUCCAAAGCAGAAGGUGCACAUGUCUGGGACCCAGAAGGAAAUGAAUACUUGGACUUUUUGUCUGCUUAUUCUGCUGUUAAUCAAGGUCAUUGUCACCCAAAAAUAGUCAGUGCUUUGGUUGAUCAAGCCUCAAAAUUGACUUUAUGUUCCCGUGCUUUCUCUUCUGACGUGUUUGGUGUCUAUGCCAAAUACGUUACUGAAUACUUCAACUAUGAAAUGGUUUUGCCAAUGAAUACCGGUGCCGAAGCUGUUGAAACCGGGUUGAAAUUAGCCAGAAGAUGGGGUUAUGUCAAGAAAGGUAUUCCUUCUGGUGAAGCUAUUAUCUUAUCUGCUGUUAACAAUUUCCAUGGUAGAACUUUGGGUGUCAUUUCAAUGUCUACUGAUCCAGAUGCUACUACAAACUUUGGUCCAUACUUGAGCGGAGUUGGACCACAAAUUCCAGGUGAACCACAAGGUACAUUGUUAAGAUACGGUGUCAUUGAAGAUGUCGAAAAGGCAUUUGCCAAUGCUGGUGACAAGAUUGCUGCCAUCUUGUUGGAACCUAUUCAAGGUGAAGCUGGUAUUGUUGUUCCGCCAGAAGAUUACUUACCAAGGGUUCAAGAAUUGUGUAAGAAGCACAAUGUUUUGUUGAUUUGUGAUGAAAUUCAAACUGGUAUUGCUAGAACUGGUAAGAUGUUAUGUUAUGAACACUCAAAGGGGGUGAAACCAGAUAUUGUGUUGUUGGGUAAAGCCAUUUCUGGUGGUAUUAUGCCAGUUUCUGCUGUUUUAUCCUCUAAGGAAAUUAUGUUGACCUUGGAACCAGGUUCUCAUGGUUCUACCUAUGGUGGUAAUCCAUUGGCUUGUAGAGUUGCCAUUGCUGCUUUGGAUGUUGUCAGAGAUGAAAACUUGGUUGAAAGAUCACAAAAAUUGGGUCAAUUGUUGAAGGAUAAAUUAACUGAAUUACAAGGAGAAAGUAAUGGUAUGAUUAGUGAGGUCAGAGGUAAAGGUUUAUUAUCUGCCAUUGUGAUAGACGAGUCAAAAACCAACGGUAGAACCGCCUGGGACUUGUGUUUGUUGAUGAAGAACCAUGGUGUUUUAGCUAAACCAACACACGACAAUAUCAUUAGAUUGGCUCCUCCAUUGGUUAUUUCCGAAGAAGACUUGUUGAAAGGUGUUGACUCUAUCAGACAAUCUUUGAAAGAAUUACCAAAUGCUCCAAAAGCUGACCACUAG
Candida tropicalis MYA-3404 is the source of this 1311-nucleotide messenger RNA. It is a transcript of the gene CAR2, whose product is annotated as ornithine-oxo-acid transaminase. The record is from RefSeq and is a predicted model, not a curated record. The transcript has a single exon. Lineage: Eukaryota; Fungi; Ascomycota; Pichiomycetes; Serinales; Debaryomycetaceae. The coding region runs from base 1 to 1311 and encodes 436 amino acids. Gene Ontology annotation, molecular function: L-ornithine transaminase activity; identical protein binding; pyridoxal phosphate binding. Gene Ontology annotation, cellular component: cytoplasm.